AUGUAUGGUGCAACGUUGACUGUUUUACAAAAAGUUAUUGUUGAUGGAUCAACUUAUUUUCAGCAUGGUGAUGCAGAUAGUGGUUACAAUACCUUGACCUUAUUUGAGUUUGUAUUGAUCUUGCAUUUGAUGAAAGAUAUUAUGGGAAUAACUGAUAUUCUUUGUCAAGCCUUACAAAAGCAGUCUCAAGACAUAGUUAAUGCUGUGCAACUAGUUCAUUCUACAAAAACACUUAUCCAAAGCAUGAGAGAUGAUAGAUGGGAGGAAUUAUUAAAAAAUGUGAAAUCAUUUUGUGAACAACAUGAUAUUCUAAUUCCUGAUUUAACUGCUUCUUAUGUUGCAAGGCAAGGACGCUCGCAUCACCAAAAAGAUCUUAUUACAGUUGAGCAUUAUUUUAGAGUGGAGAUAUUUCAAGCAAUGGAUCUACUAAGUCUGAGCUCUACUCUCAUGCCUAAGGAUGCUUACAAAAAUUUUGAUAUUGCUAAGAUUUCUACUCUUGUUGACAGCUACUAUCCCGAAGACUUUACUGAAUAA
Molecule: messenger RNA, 534 nt
Organism: Arachis stenosperma
Lineage: Eukaryota; Viridiplantae; Streptophyta; Magnoliopsida; Fabales; Fabaceae
Exons: 1
Coding region: 1-534 (177 amino acids)
Source: RefSeq, a predicted model, not a curated record